UUCUUUUUUACAGAAGCUAUGUGGAAGUGGUGAUCUGAAUGCUUCUCUGACGUCCCAACAAUUUGAAGAACAAUCUAUGUUUGGGGAAGCCGGUGAUGGCUUGAGUAACCUGCCCAGUCCUUUUGCCUACCUCCUCACCAUCCACCUGAAGGAAGGCCGGAACCUGGUCAUCCGAGACCGCUGUGGCACAAGCGAUCCCUAUGUGAAAUUUAAGCUGAAUGGAAAGACGCUGUACAAAAGUAAAGUCAUAUAUAAGAACUUGAACCCAGUUUGGGAUGAGAUAGUUGUACUUCCAAUUCAAAGCCUUGAUCAAAAGCUCCAUGUGAAGGUAUAUGAUCGAGAUUUAACUACAUCUGAUUUCAUGGGUUCUGCAUUUGUCAUUCUCAAAGAUCUUGAGCUUAACAGAACGACUGAACAUAUUUUAAAAUUGGAAGACCCAAACAGUUUAGAAGAGGAUAUGGGGGUGAUUGUAUUAAAUUUGAGCCUAGUAGUAAAAUACGGUGAUUUCAAGAGACAU
Leptonychotes weddellii (Weddell seal) is the source of this 517-nucleotide messenger RNA. Lineage: Eukaryota; Metazoa; Chordata; Mammalia; Carnivora; Phocidae. The record is from RefSeq and is a predicted model, not a curated record.